UGGAACAAACGACCCAUCAGAUUUUAAAUUGAAUGCCUAAUUAAACAUUUAAACUUGCAUUAUUUAUCUGAUAUACCAUUGGUUUUUUAUCUUGAUAUUGUUUACUCGAUUUAAUGUCGGGUUCGGGAUAUAAAAGUAUAUUCAAAAUUAGUGGGUACCGUAUCAAAAUAAUUAGCAACAUUACAUAGGGAAAAAUAGAUUGAUAUGUUUUGUGAUUUAUUAUGGAUGAAAUAUUCUGCCAAAUGAUAAAAGAAUGGUUGCAACAGUAACAUGCCAUCUGCGCGGGAGGUUUUAUCCCCAUUAACUACACCAAAUAUUUUUAACUCUGUCUCAAACAUCAUAUCUCCUGCCUCGAGCCGGCAUGUGAGUCUCAAAAGUCCCGUCCCAAUGUUGACGGCAGAACACGAUGAUGCAGCAGAAAAAAGAGAGCGGAGGCGCUCCAGAAUUAUUCAGCUACAGCAGCGAGUUGGUAGUCCAGCAUCUCCAGGGGAAAGAAGAAGGUCAUUGCCACUUAGUGGACUCAGUGCCACUCAACUUGCAGAUCAUUACUCCAGCUGUAUAAAACUUUCUGCAGAAAAUAAAAUCAAUGCCAAGAAUGCAUUUGGAUUGCAUUUAAUUGAUUAUAUGUCAGAUUUGGUGAAGAAGAAAGAACUGGACAAUUUUCAGGUUGCUAGUACCACUCUGGAUGCCAGUGCAAAGAUCUAUGCAGGAAGAGUGGAUGCCAUCCAUGCAGAGACUUAUAAAGUCUUGACUGGAUUAGGGCGUAGUGGGGAGAAAUCCAAAGAAGAUGAAGAUGGAGAGGAGGCAAUGGAAGAUGAUGGUGUGCCAGGAGAGGAUCAACCUGAGGAAGUCAAGAAGAAGAAAAGGACAAAAAAGAACAACACGAUAGAGUCCAACCUGAAAAACAUCAAUGUCAGUAAAGUAGACCUUGAAUUUGAGGUGGAUCCUUUGUUUAAAGUGAUGUCUGCGGCGUUUGAUGAAGGUGGCAGUAGUGGUUUGUUGUUGAACAAUCUGCGCUGUUUUGACGAUCGACAAGACCUCGUCCUAGACUCUUCGUCGGAUGUUGCUCAAGUAGAUUACUCCAUUGAUAUAUCACAACGAAAACCUUUAGAAAUGUCUGAAAUUAAAGGAAUGUUUAGAGGAGUUGACCUUAACUCUAAAGAGGUGUGUCCAUCCUUCUCCAGUUUUGAGUUCAGUAACUGGGACUCUUCUAUGGAGACAUCAGUGGUACCCUCUGGGUCCAAUACCCAUGCCUUUGAUAUAAACGCGGAGACGGAACCUAUCGAGGAAUCGGAGCACUAUAUGGCUGAUCUCCCUGCUGAUAUAGAAGACAUGGCGGUGGAGGGAGCGUUUGGGGAAGAUAAUGCAGAGGAUGAUGGGGACGCAGGGGGAGAUAACCAGAUAACAGAGAAAUCCAUAUGUAUAGGAGAUGGUAAAGCGGCAGAGCUGAUGCAGAGCGCAAUCCGAGAUCUCACGCACGGAACGACGGGGACCCUCCUGAGUGUGCUGGCGUCCGAGCCCUCAGACUACUCCUACUUCAACAAGGCUCUGCUGAGGGCGUGGGCGGGGCCGGCCCACUGGAGAAUCGGACCUCUGUCCAAAGAUCCAAGAACAAAAUCUCAAAUGGACAAAACACAGAAGAACAAGAAGGCCUUGUUAGACAUAGAUUAUGACACAGUGAAGGAGGAGAAAGACUUUGCGAAGUACUUUAAGCCCUCCAAGUCUUUGACUCUGACCAAGUCGACACUCACCAAGUACAGCAAAGAGAAGAACACCCUACCAAAGGAUCUCCACUACGAUGCGGACAAGCUGUUCCGACUCUUCUGUAAAAGUCAGGUCAUGAUAAAAAGACAAGACACAGUCUCAGAGGAUAUAGAUGAGGAAAUAGAAAACUACAACUAUGAGAAUCCAAAUGACAAGGAGAACUAUUGUCCAAAGGGAGACGAGGAGGUUGACGAUGACGAUGAAGCGGUCGGUGGAUUCGACUUUACAGCAGGUGAAGGCACUUUUAGUCAAGAUGACUACACCAUGCAACCAGACAGUUCACUCAAUAAUACAACACUAAUGGGAGAUAAACUGGUCUCCCAACCCAAUAAGGUUGCAAAGAUAGACAUUAACUAUGCAAAGACAGCAAAGAAACUAGAUGUUAAGAAGCUAAAGGGGGUUAUCUGGCAUCUACUGACCACUAAAUCCAAGAAGGCAGGUGAAAACGGACCAGCCAGUGAAUCAAUGGAGGAAACAGAGGCAGCAGGGUCCAAGGAAAAACCCACAGAGAAUGGACCGGACUCCUCCAAAGAGGGCAGUGUGGGAACAGACAUGGAUGGCACUUUGUCAUUUCAGGAACUUCUCAACGAUCUACCUCAGAAUGUAUCUACUCACAUGGCAAAGAACCUUAGCGUUCCCAUCGCAUUUGUUUGUCUGCUUCAUCUCGCCAAUGAAAAGACUUUGAAAAUUGAGAGUGAAAACAUGAGUGACUUGAAGAUUACUCAGGGAAUCUGAUGUACAGGCACCAAAUACAGCAAUACCAUUGUACACCAGUGUGUGUUCUAACGCACAAAAAUUAGAUAAAACCAGGGAAUCUUCCAAGUCCUGAUUGAUAAGGCAAUUACUACUCAGUUAAGGAAAGAGUGAUACUUUAGAAAAUGACACUUCACUCAUUGGUUGUUUUCAAGCCUAAACAAAAGUUUAAAGAUUUGUAUGUUUGGUGCUUGAUAGUAAAAUUAGGUUUAAAAAAGAGAAAUGAGAUAACAGCUCAUCUUGUCAUCAUAUUUCUUUAUUAAUACGGAGUUUUCCUGUGAGAAUGGUUAUAUUGUUUAUAUUUUUUGGGGGGGGGGGGGCUGAGGAUAAUGUACAAUAUGUAUUUAUUAAACCUUCAAAUUUUUUAUUGUUUGUAUUUUACUUGGACCACUUACUGUAUUUUUUAAUUAGUUUAUAGGUGGUAUUUAUAAUUUUUGCGUAGAAAUCAAAAAUGAAAUUAUGUCCACAUUUCGUGUAGAUUGUUAUUGACUGUUCUUCUUUUUUCCCCUUUUCUCUCCCUCUUAACUUUGUUUUCUGUCUGUAAAAAAAAAAUUAUAUCAAAUUUAUGUCAUACAAUGUUUGCUCUGUGAAAAAAAAAGUAAUAAUCUCCUGAAGUUACUCAAUCAGAAACUGUCAGUAAGUCUCAGACAUUUUGUUAUUAUUUACAAUACAGUAAUUUUUGCUCAUGCAUUUACUGUUAUCAGUUCUCAUUCAUUUUAAGUUAUACCUGCUUAUGGCAGCUAAAGGUCUGAUGUGUUCCGACCACUCCAUAUUAUUGCAAUAUUGCAGAAAUAUUGCCUUAUGUAUCAAAAUCUGCUCACCCCAAUUUUCAAGAACAUGUAUAUGGAUGUGUUUUGGUAGAACUUGUGUAGACAGUGGGUGUAUGGCAAAAUGUAUGUACCAAUAUGGAGAACUCAAAAUAUUCUUGCAUAUAUGUUAUCUUAAACACAAAAUGGCUUCUGCAGAUGUGUAGUUAAUGGGUUAAGUUUAAAGUUCCAACUGUUAUUUCUGAAUCUUUGUUAGAAUUC
Messenger RNA from Magallana angulata, 3545 nucleotides. Its product is annotated as condensin complex subunit 2-like. Lineage: Eukaryota; Metazoa; Mollusca; Bivalvia; Ostreida; Ostreidae. The transcript is spliced from 18 exons. Gene Ontology annotation, molecular function: chromatin binding. The coding region runs from base 271 to 2499 and encodes 742 amino acids. Gene Ontology annotation, biological process: mitotic chromosome condensation. The record is from RefSeq and is a predicted model, not a curated record. Gene Ontology annotation, cellular component: condensin complex.